Messenger RNA from Pistacia vera, 553 nucleotides. RefSeq lists its product as uncharacterized. NCBI's taxonomy places the organism in Eukaryota, Viridiplantae, Streptophyta, Magnoliopsida, Sapindales, Anacardiaceae. The transcript has 2 exons. The coding region runs from base 134 to 553 and encodes 139 amino acids. The record is from RefSeq and is a predicted model, not a curated record.
CUGUCCGAAGAAUCUCUUUAGUAACUAUGUACUUUCUCUCUCUAUAAAAAAACCCUUUUUUAGUUUCUCUCUCUACAAUACGAUCUCGUUUCGUGCUCGAUCGGUCAAUGCCGAUAUGUGUUGAAUUAGAGUUAUGGCGGGAAAUGUGAGAUUUGAGUCUAGUUCAGCUAGUCCGGAAGAUUUGGCAUCUUCAGGGAACUAUCCAAAUGGACAGCGGGGGAUUUAUUCAUUGGAUAGGUCUGGAAGCUUCCUGGAGGGGAGUGAGAGCCGAAUGUUUAGUUCUGUGAGCAGUAUGUCUCGAGGGAUGGCUACGCCAACAGGGGAUGUUCCGUCAUUAUCUCAGUGGUUAACAUUGGAUCCUAUCACAAUGGUUGAUCAAAAAUAUACACGGUUAGGUGAUCUGAUAAGGAAAGCGUUGGGGCCGUCUCUUGGGACCACUGCAGAAGAAAAUGCUUUUGGAGCUGCUCAUGCAAAGCCUCCCCUUGCGGUAGCUACCGAGGAAUUAAAACGGUUUAAAGCAAACGUGUUGGAUGGCUCUAAUAAGGCCCGGUAA